AUACCGGAGUCUGCAUGUUUAUAUAUAAAGUUUAUUUUUUCAUAGUUGUGAUUGCUAAGUUCGUGUUGUAUAAUAUACUAGUCAUUUUGAAAUAAUUUGACCGGCGAAAGUGUGGUUAUGGACAGUUUUAAUUAUAAUAAUAGAAAGCCCCGUCGGACUCUUGGCACACCAGCGUAUCACUUCCGAAAUAAAUUUGCAUUUGGUUGGAUUACUUUGGGAGCAGUUUUUUUCGCGGCUUGGUCGUACACUCCAAUAUUUCAAAAGAUUAAUAAAGGCUUCUGCGAUUCAUUAUUUUUCCCAACAGAAGAGGAAAUAGAUAGGCGUUAUUUAUUCAGUUUUCCUAAGCCUCUACCUAGCAGAGAAAUUCAAAAACGUAUUACCGAAGAAAAAGAGUUUAUGUCUCAACGUUAAAAUCUGGUGAUGGAUCGAGAGACGCGGAAAGCUAAUCUAAAUAAACUACGGUUGUCCGGAAUUAAACACAUUGGAACAAAUAGUAUAGGAGGAAGUUUACGGAAAACGAGUUCGGCCAAUGGAUUGUUAUCAAAGUAUUUUAAGACGGCAGUUACAAAUGAAUUAAAUCCGGGAAAUGUUCCAAAAAUCGAAGUUGAUGUAAAAAUAAACAGUCCAUGUUCGUCAUGUUCAAUAUCGUCGAACUUAGUUAAUACUGACGAUUAUAAUUUGCAAACAAUAAGUCAACAAAAUGAAACACAGAUAAAAGCGAAUGUUGGUACAAGAGGAAGAAAGCGCACCAGUCUGCAAAAGUUUAUCUUUCCCAAAGAUAAUAGUGAAGACAAUGUUGAAGUUCCUAUUAAGAAAAUUAAGACAAAAACUAAUUUGAAACGUAAAAAUAAUGUAUCCCGCUGCAAAAGCUCUCUUAAUAGACGCCAGCCGAAUAUUAAAUCUUUACUCAUGCGAAAUGAAGUUAUGUUUUCGGAGAUUACCUCUGUACAAUGUAGAAUUGAUAACUUCAGUGCUGAUGACAUACAUCUCGCGAUGGCAUUGUCUAAAUCACAAAUAGAAAUCGGUAGUUCUCCAAACCGUUACGGUGCAGCUCAGCGAAUAGAAAAUUCAGAAGUAAACAUGGAAAACGUUCAAAAUAUAUUACGCAAAUAUGGUUUUCGCACAGCUGGUAUAGAAGAUUACAAUAGUUUAAAGACCACAACUCGGCGAGGUAGAAAUAAAUGGGCCAACAAAUUUACUGCAUUAACAUUACGAGAUUCUAAACUUCAAGCGAAGAAAGUACAAUAUAAAAUAAACUGUUUAAUGAGCCAAGAAUUGAAUGAAAACCAAGUACCUUUAUCUAAAACUCAUUCAGAAUCAUACUCGAUAUUUAGUUAUAAUCUGAACAAACUUAAACCAUCCAAAGCCAUUAUAAAAAUACUUGAGAGUGAAAAUAGCAUAAAUCUGGAAGAGUUUUAUGUAAAAGAACUCUUCGACGUCAGCCACGUACAAGCAGGUUAUUUGUUAAAAAAUUGGCAUGCUAUAGACGGCCGUGAAUUGUCACCUCAAGGAACUAACAAGAGUCAAAAUCCAAAGUCUAAUGAAAUUCAAAAACUCAUGAAUCAAUCGCUUAUUAAUUUGGAGCAACACUUCAGCAUAAAACAAAAUUUGAAUUCCAGAUUUCAACCUGAAAAAGAAACUUUGUCUUUUUAUGCUACCGUUAGUGAUCAUUUGGGAUCGGAAAAAAUAAAAAUAUAUAAUGCAGAACAGAGUUACCAUAUUAAGGAUGACCCCAAAUAUUACAAUAAUAAAGUAAAUGUUGUUAAAAACGACAUAGAAUGUAUCGAAAAUAAUGAAGUUUUGUCAGGACACGACACACUUGUAUCUAUAAAUAAAAUCAGCAUAGAACAAGAUGGUCAAACUUAUAAUUCAGCGGACACUGAUAUUAAGCACAAUGUGUAUAGCUCCUCGCCAAGUUUAUCAGAAUAUUGUUCAACAACACCUAAGGGAGGUCGUAUCCAAUCGCCGAAUAUAUUCGCGAGUUCGGAAGACGAACUAGAUGGAGUUGAUAUUCCAAAAGUAGCAUCUAAUAAUGAAUAUGAACAAUUAAAUUCAUUCAAAGAGGUCAUAUCAACUUCGAAUAAUAUAAACAAUACAGAAAAUUUUAUUGCACAAAGAUGUUUUUCGAAUAUUAUAGACUUGACAAAAGAAUUACAAAUGCAUGACUUAUCCAUGGUGGAGCAUGUAUCUAGCGGAGGGGAAUGUUUUCGUCUUAAUAAUGUUGAAAAACAUAAUAAACUAUGUGAGGAUUUUUUAAUAGAUGAAGAAUCUGAUUUCGACAAGUCUAUAACUAAAAGUGAAUAUUGCGGUUGCAAAUCGCUACCGAUAUUAACGGAUAUUAAUUUCUUAAGUAAUUCAUCUACCAAUUCAGAAAAUAUAGAAGGAGUGGCUGAAGAGAACUUAAUUGGCAACAUGAAACCAAACGAUUUUUCAGAAAAUUCAACUUGUAGAACGAUGAAAGAAAACUCAUUUAAUCGCAAUAGAGACACUAACACAUCCGUUGAAAGUUUAGAAUUCGUAUUAAGUAAUGAAAACCCUAAUACGAUUAAAGAGGAUAGUGGUGAAGAUUGCAUUUUCUUGUCAGAUGACGAAAUCAAUUACUCGAUUUGGAAAUCAGAUUUGAAUAGUUUUAGUCCAGAGUUUCCAAGUAAUUUGCAGGACGAUACAUUUGGUCAUAAACAAUUUGAUAAUAAUAUACUUGAGUGUUCAAUAUUAAAUGUAGUGACAAGUGGAAAUUUCAGGAGAACUAACUCCGAUUUAACAACUGCCACCAUAUCGCCUUCUACCAUUAGAAAAGAUCUGGAAAUAGAGCCUUGUGAAAUACUUAGUACAUCCAGACUAACGGAUCGUUCUGCCGAACUUCUUGAGUAUGGAAUUAUAGACAAUAUAUCAGAACCAUUUACACAACCAUCUGACAUUAUUUAUAGUCCUACCCAUUACUCGCAAUUAAAUGUGUCUUUUUCACCAAUGCAGCUUGCACCAGUCGGAUUAGAUGGUUUGCUAAAUGGCGAAAUAAAUUUGAACAGAACGAAACAGAAUGAAAAUGACAUAGAUAUUCAAUCUUACACCAGAUCUAUAAAACCAUCUGAAUAUCCUCCUGAUGAAUAUGAAAUAUCUGGUAGAUUAUACUCCACCCGCAUCAUCACUGAUCCAAAGCCGGAGUUUACGCUCCAAUCUGAAUCGGAAAUAUUGAAACAACUCUAUGAAUAUGGUAUUAAACCUUUAAAACGGAAACAGGCUGUCAAGUUGUUGGAGUAUAUAUACAAUUCAACAAAUCCAUUGAUACUUAAAGAUAUUCCUAAUUGUAGUAAGCAACCAAAAGAAAAACAUCUCCUUCUUGAGCACUCCGAUAAAAAUCCACCGAGACCUUCGAAUCAUAUUAUCUUACAUUCGGAUAAAUUAUCUCUAAAGGAUUGUUUUGACACUAAAAUACACCUAUUUAAACAUGAAUUGCAGCUGGAUUUAGAAUGUGAGGAUUAUGUGUUUCAGACGAAUAUUACUAAGAAGGAUCUAUGCAUAUCAAAGAAGCCAAUACAUUUCGAAAAGUGAUUUCAAGAUUUACACAUAACUGCACUUUCAAAAGUUUAUUUUUUUUUUUGAAAAGUUCCUUUCACCAUUUUGUGACGUCAUAUAAGUUUGACUGCUUUAACAAAAAGCUUGUAGCUUAGAAAUUUUAAAGCUAAAAUUCAUACUCUAUGGAUUUUCAAAUGGUGCACUUUAUAUUGCGUUUUAUUUAGUUUUAAUUUUAACUUAGCCAAGCUGAGUGGCAAUUAAUGAGCCGUCCAGAUCAAAAAAUUGGCGAACUAAUGUUUAGUUGGAUUAUGUAAAUAAAUUUAUUUAAAUAGCUUUUGUUAGUGUAAUGAAUUUCAGUUAUUCAUAUUUUUUAAUAUUGCCAUUGCUCAAUUGCUCAUUGCCAAAUAUCGGUAUUGGCAACCCUGCGUUGUGAGAGACUUGAGAGUGAGUAACGGCGGGCUCGUCUCUACGCGAAAAAUUCGAAUGGGACUGAUAGCGGACGGUAGAAGCGGUGAUGACUGUUCAUUUUUAUAGAAAUCUCAUAAGACAGGUCGUAUCGGCUCUACCCGUCUACGAGUUUACGUCGUUCAAUGUUUAAACUACAUAUUACUAUACACUCAU
This is a messenger RNA of Zeugodacus cucurbitae (melon fly), 4134 nucleotides long. RefSeq names its product structure-specific endonuclease subunit SLX4 (gene mus312). Gene Ontology annotation, cellular component: nucleus; Slx1-Slx4 complex. Gene Ontology annotation, molecular function: enzyme binding. The transcript is spliced from 6 exons. NCBI's taxonomy places the organism in Eukaryota, Metazoa, Arthropoda, Insecta, Diptera, Tephritidae. The coding region runs from base 421 to 3549 and encodes 1042 amino acids. Gene Ontology annotation, biological process: resolution of meiotic recombination intermediates; DNA replication; interstrand cross-link repair. The record is from RefSeq and is a predicted model, not a curated record.